Ambispora gerdemannii is the source of this 1100-nucleotide messenger RNA. The record is from the annotation of a GenBank genome assembly. NCBI's taxonomy places the organism in Eukaryota, Fungi, Glomeromycota, Glomeromycetes, Archaeosporales, Ambisporaceae.
AUGUCAACCAAAGAGAAACCCGCGACUCAACCAAGCCGCAAGGGUAAGAAAGCGUGGCGGAAAAAUGUUGAUAUUACCCAGGUCGAACAAACGCUUGAAGAGAUAAGAAGUGAAGAACGAACGAUCGGUGGUCGAUUGCGAGACCAAUCCAAUGAACAUCUUUUUGUGGUUGAUACUGUUGGAGAUUCAAAAGUAAAGCAGAAGAUCAAAAAACUACUACGCAUCGAUGAAAUCCUCGCAUCACGUAGUAAGAUUCCAGCAGUCGCUUCAAGACCAUCGAACCUCCAAAAAACGGGAAAGCGCCAAGCAUCUCGUGCCGAAAACGCGAGAUUAGAGCAAAUGGUACAUCGCAAACGGCAUUUACACAUGACUAGUGAUUUGGGAUCUAGUGAGGCGGUGAAACGCGCUGGAACUUAUGAUGUUUGGGAGGCGCAAGAAGACUCUCAAGAAGAUUCAAAUGACUUUUUACAUCCUGCUAAACGAAGAAAAAUUAAAGCACCAGAAACCUUGAAAAAGAAACCUGCAACAAAAGUUGUCUCUGUACAUAUACCACAUCCCGGUGCAAGCUAUAAUCCGACUUUUGAAGAUCAUCAAAAAUUACUUUAUAUAGCGAAUGAGGAAGAAAUUCACAAAGAAGAAGAAUUAAAAAAAUUACAAGAAAAACUUCCGAAAUACACGGAUGCAUCAACUUCUGAACUAAAUCCUCAAGAUAUGAUUGAUCGUAGUUUGCUUGGUUCUGGUAGUGAAGAAGAAGAAGGUGAUGCUGGUAUGGAAGGAGAUGAGGAAAAAGAGCAUGCAGAAGAAAAUCAGAAUCAUACAGUCAAAAACAAGAGCAAAAACGACAAUAACGGGUCUAUAGAAAAAGAGCUUUCAGAACGUGAAAAGAGAGCUAUAGAAAAAACAAAACUUGCUGAAGAAAAAGCAGGGAUGCCUUUAAAGAAACUCGGAAAAUAUCCAGUAACUAAACUACCAAUUGACAUACAAUUACACGAGGAGUUAUCCGAUUCUUUAAGGACUUUAAAACCCGAAGGAAAUCUCUUUCGCGAUCGAAUAGCUAGCUUAGAGGAACGUAAUAUCAUCGAGCCACGAGUUCCUGUUUU